Pristis pectinata (smalltooth sawfish) is the source of this 15380-nucleotide messenger RNA. It is a transcript of the gene herc1, whose product is annotated as HECT and RLD domain containing E3 ubiquitin protein ligase family member 1. The record is from RefSeq and is a predicted model, not a curated record. Gene Ontology annotation, molecular function: protein binding; ubiquitin-protein transferase activity. Lineage: Eukaryota; Metazoa; Chordata; Chondrichthyes; Rhinopristiformes; Pristidae. The coding region runs from base 191 to 14902 and encodes 4903 amino acids. The transcript has 79 exons.
GCAGGCGCGGCGGCAGGCGGGCCGGUUGGGCGGGCUGCGUGACGCAGUUCCUUCCGGCUGCUCUUUGGCGGGUCCCCGGAUGUGGAAUGGGUAAAUACGGUCGGUUAACCCGUGAGGUGCCGGCGAGGCGGGGCAGGCAGCGGCUGCGGGCAAGUCGGGCGGCGGUCUAAUGGCAAUAAAGUGAUCAAUCAUGGCUCUAAUGAUCCCAACAGUCAAGCUAAAAUGGCUGGAGCAUCUCAACAGUUCCUGGAUCACAGAAGACAGCGAGUCUAUUGCCACAAGAGAAGGUGUUUCUAUUUUGUAUGAUAAGCUAAUUAGCAGUAAGGAAGUGGUACCAUUACCACAGCAAGUGCUCUGCCUUAAGGGACCCCAGUUACCAGAUUUUGAACGCGAGUCCCUCUCUAGUGAUGAACAAGAACAUUAUCUGGAUGCUCUCCUUAGUAGCCAGCUGGCUCUGGCAAAGAUGGUUUGCUCAGAUUCUCCAUUUGCAGCAGCCCUUCGGAAACGAUUACUGGUGUUGCAGCGUGUUUUUUAUGCUCUUUCCAACAAAUACCAUGACAAAGGUAAAGUCAAACAGCAGCAACAUUCACCUGAAAGCAGUUCUGGAUCAAUAGAUAUCCAUUCUGUCAGUGAACGUCCAAGAUCCAGUACAGAUGCUCUAAUUGAGAUGGGGGUUCGGACUGGAUUGAGUUUAUUGUUUGCACUAUUACGACAGAGCUGGAUGGUGCCUUCUACAGUGCCAGGACUGAACCUCUGCAAUGAUGUUAUCCAUACAGCAAUAGAUGUGAUUAGCUCAUUACCACCAUUAUCUUUAGCAAAUGAAAGCAAAAUUCCUGCUAUGGGACUGGACUGCUUAUCUCAAGUAACAACAUUCCUAAAGGGAGUCACGAUGCCGAACUCAGGAGCUGAUAUUUUGGGGCGAAGACUAGCAUCAGAACUGCUGCUUGGACUUGCAGCCCAGCGGGGUUCUCUGCGAUACUUCUUAGAGUGGAUAGAAAUGGCUUUGGCUGCAUCUGCUGUAGUUAGCACCAUGGAAAAAACAAAACUGUCUGUGACUCGGGAAGGAAUGAUCAGCUAUGAUUGUUUCAUGAAUAUUCUCAUGCAGAUGAGGCGUUCUUUGGGUUCAGCAGCUGAUAGGAGUCAGUGGCGAGAACCUACUAGGACUCCUGAUGGUUUGUGCUCAUUAUAUGAAGCAGCUUUGUGCCUCUUUGAAGAGGUUUGUCGAAUGGCUUCAGACUACUCCAGGACAUGUGCAAGCCCUGAUAGCUUGCAGAGUGGCGAUACUCCAAUGGUGUCUGAAACAUGUGAAGUAUAUGUCUGGGGUAGCAACAGCAGUCAUCAGCUUGUUGAAGGAACACAGGAAAAAAUUCUGCAGCCAAAACUAGCUUUAAGUUUUGCUGAUGCACAAACUAUUGAAGCUGGACAGUAUUGCACAUUUGUCAUUGCGUCUGAUGGAUCAGUAAGGGCAUGUGGCAAAGGCAGUUAUGGAAGGCUUGGUCUUGGUGAUUCAAAUAAUCAAUCAACCCUGAAAAAAUUAACUUUUGAACCACAUCGAGCUAUCAAAAAAAUCUCCUCAUCAAAAGGUUCUGAUGGUCAUACUCUGGCAUUUACCACAGAGGGAGAAGUCUUCAGCUGGGGUGACGGUGACUAUGGAAAACUUGGGCAUGGUAACAGUUCAACACAGAAAUACCCCAAACUAAUUCAAGGACCUCUGCAAGGGAAGGCCGUUGUAUGUGUCUCUGCUGGCUAUAGACACAGUGCAGCUGUUACAGAAGAUGGCGAAUUGUAUACUUGGGGUGAAGGGGACUUUGGACGAUUAGGCCACGGUGAUAGCAAUAGUCGUAACAUCCCCACUUUGGUGAAGGAUAUCAGCAAUGUAGGUGAAGUAUCUUGUGGAAGCUCGCAUACCAUUGCAUUAUCUAAAGAUGGAAGAACAGCAUGGUCUUUUGGGGGAGGUGACAAUGGCAAACUGGGUCAUGGUGAUACUAACAGAGUUUAUAAACCCAAGGUUAUUGAAGCCUUGCAAGGAAUGUUUAUUCGUAAAGUGUGUGCUGGAAGCCAAUCUUCACUUGCUUUGACAUCAACAGGCCAGGUGUAUGCUUGGGGCUGUGGUGCUUGUCUUGGAUGUGGCUCUUCAGAAGCUACAGCUUUGAGACCCAAACUUAUUGAGGAACUAGCUACCACAAGAAUAGUUGACCUCUCAAUAGGCGACAGCCACUGUUUGGCUCUUUCACACGAUAACGAGGUUUAUGCUUGGGGAAAUAAUUCUAUGGGACAGUGUGGUCAGGGAAACUCUACUGGUCCAAUCACCAAACCCAAAAAAGUGAUUGCCUUGGAUGGCGUAGCAUGUCAGCAGAUCUCUGCUGGGACUUCUCAUAGCCUAGCUUGGACAGCAUUGCCCAGGGACAGGCAAGUGGUAGCAUGGCACAGACCUUACUGCGUAGAUUUAGAAGAAAGCACUUUCUCUCACUUACGAUCAUUUCUCGAAUGGUACUGUGAUGGCAUCAACAGUGAAGUUCCACCUCUUCCUUUCCCGUCAUCCAGGGAGCAUCAUAAUUUUCUUAAAUUAUGUCUCAAACUGCUGUCCAACCAUCUGGCACUGGCGCUAGCUGGUGGUGUAGCGACCAGUAUCCUUGGCAGUCAGGCCAGACCACUGCGUAACCUGUUAUUCAGACUAAUGGACUCCUCUGUGCCAGAUGAAAUUCAAGAGGCUGUGAUAGAGACGCUGUCUGUGGGUGCUACAAUGUUACUUCCACCACUGCGAGAAAGAAUGGAGCUGCUGCAUUCACUGCUUCCACAAGGUCCUGAUCGUUGGGAAAGCUUAACAAAGGGACAAAGGAUGCAGCUGGAUAUUAUUCUCACCAGCCUACAGGACCACACCCACGUGGCUUCUUUACUGGGUUACAGCUCUCCUCCUGAUGUUGAAGCCUCUACAGGACCAAAUUACAGCAGCUUCCCUGAUUCCUCAUUCAACUCCCAGGCUAGUCAUCCUGAUACUCAUCUGGCAGAAAUCUUGAUGAAAACGUUGCUAAGGAAUUUGGGAUUCUACACUGAUCAGGCUUUUGGAGAACUUGAAAAAAAUAGUGACAAGCAACUAUUGGGAACUUCAUCAGCUGAAAACAGCCAACCAGCUCACUUGCAUGAGCUGUUGUGCUCUUUGCAGAAGCAGCUUCUAGCAUAUUGCCACACAAACAGUGUCAAUGAGAGCUCCAGCAGUGUAGCAUUACUGCACAAACACCUUCAGCUCUUGCUGCCUCAUGCAACUGAAAUUUACUCCCGUUCUGCAACACUGCUGAAAGAAAGCUCCUGGAAUGGAAGUGUCAGGGACAAGCUUCAAGGAGUCCUGUAUGGAUCAGCAGCUGGGAGCAUGCUCUGUCAGAUCAUUAAUUCUCUCCUGUUACUGCCUGUCUCUGUGGCACGGCCUUUGUUAAGUCACCUACUGGAUUUACUGCCAUCUUUGGAUCGUUUAAACCGACUUUUACCAGCUGCAGCCUUUUUAGAAGAACAGGAGCUGCAAUGGCCACUGCAUGGUACUCCUGAAUGUGUUGACCCUGAGGAUUUGGCUAUUCCACACCCUGCCCAAUCUUGGGUCUGGCUUGUGGAUCUGGAGAGAACAGUUGCGCUACUUGUGGGCCGAUGUCUUGGUGGAAUGUUGCAGGGUCCCCCAACUUCGCCAGAGGAGCAAGACACAGCUCACUGGUUAAAAACACCUCUCUUCAGCAAUGGAUUGGAAAUGGAUCACUCCCAGCUAGAUAAAUGCAUGAGCUCUCUGCUGGAAGUUGCACUGUCUGGAAAUGAAGAACAGAAACCUUUUGAAUAUAGCCUUGGAGCAGAGAAUGUUAUGCUUGUUGACCUGGCUUUGGGCUCUACCAAAGAACCUGUCAACGCUCUGUGGCUCAAAAUGCAGGACUAUGCUGUUAGCAAAGAUUGGGAUAGUGCUGUUCUUGGCAAUGAGACCUUGUUGGAUACAGCUUCAAGAUUUGUUCUUGCAACUCUUUUAAAGCACACUGGUUUACUAAAUCAAGUGUGUGGGGAGAGCAGAUAUCAACCUAGUAAAGCACUUGCAGAAAUAUACCGUUGUGUUUACAAGGUCCGGAACCGAUUACUAGCAUGUAAGAACAUGGAACUUAUCCAGACACAGUCACCUUCCAAUGAAAGGAGGUUGUCAGAGAAUAAAGAGACAACAGAUACUGAUCUUCAAGAACACUCUUUCACUCGUACAAUUGAUGAAGAAGCUGAAAUGGAAGAACAAGCAGAUAGAGAUCGGGAAGAUGAGCAUCAGGGACAAGAGGAGGAAGAGGAAGAAAGGGAACAAGAGGUCAUGACUGCCGGAAAAAUCUUUCAAUGUUUCCUAUCAGCCCGUGAAGUUGCUCGUAGUCGUGACCGAGAGAGGAUGAGCAGCACACCUGGAAUUGGCAGUGGACCAGUUGUCCGGCUAGAUGAUCCACCGUCUCAGCUGAGAGAAGAGCGGCGAGUCAGCACUGGACUUGCAGAAGGGCAGGACCAUUACACAGCAGCAUGCAACUCUGUUAUUCAUCGCUGUGCACUGUUAAUUCUGGGAGUCACCCCAGCCAUACAAGAGUUGCACCAAAAGGACGAAGGGCUGAAAGGACAUUGUGUUUCUGGAGUUACUGAAGGACUUGGUUUUAUGACUAGGAGUGAAAGCUUGACAGCAGAAACCCAUUCCGUGCAGUCGAAUUCUACCUAUAAACUGACUAAAUCAAGAAGUGAAUCAGACUUGUCUCAGCCUGACUCGGAUGAGGAAGGAUGUGCUUUUAACUCCAGAAGAAAUGUGGAUAUGGAUUUAGCAUCAGUUCAGCGAAAACGUGUGUGUUUACUCCUUGUUGGCCAGUUGAGUCCCAGAAACAAGAGGAGCUGCAAGCAAGUAAAUGAUGGACCUCCUUAUAGUACCGAUUCCCUAAGAGCCUCUUGGACAUGGCUAAAAUACAGCAGAGAUUUAUCCUAUGAUACUUCGCACUUAUCUAAUACAUUGGAAUUUGAUCUGAAACAGUCAUUUGGAAUCCACACGUUUAUUGAUAAUGUUGUUAGUUUUGUGAGUGGAGGUGUGGGAACUUCCCCAGCUUUUAAAGAACCUGAAGAAAAUAUGUCCUCCAACCCUCAAGCCAUCAUCAUUGCAAUGGAACAGCAGCAGUUGAGGUCUGAGCUCCGACUGGCAGCACUUCAUCAAAUCCUCGUGUUGCUUUCUGGAAUGGAGGAAAAGGGCAGCCAGUUUGCAGGAAGCAGUUGCCUGGCAUCAUGGUUCCACUCUGCCUCUUUGCUCACUUCAGUCAGAUUACAGUUUCUAGCAGGAUGCUUCGGCCUGGGCACAGUAGGAAAUACAGAAAUCAAUGGUGAAAGUGUUCAACUGCAUCACUAUCAGGAUGGCAUCAGAGCUGCAAGGAGAACCAUUCAGACGGACAUCCAGGCUGCAGUUCACAAGAUCUACCAACAGCUAUCUGCCAUCCUUGAGCGGGCUUUGCAGGCAAACAAACAUCACAUUGGAGCACAGCAACGCCUUUUGCUCGUCACAGUAUUUGCACUUAGUGUGCGUUACCACCCUGUUGAUGUCUCCUUGGCAAUCUCUAGUGGCUUGUUGAAUGUCUUGUCCCAGUUGUGUGGUACUGACACUAUGCUCGGACAGCCACUGCAGUUGAUACAAAAGCCUGGUGUUUCACAGCUUAGCACAGCUUUGAAGGUCGCCAGCACUAGAUUACUACAGAUUCUAGCCAUUACCACAGGAACAUAUGCAGACAAGCUAAGCCCCAAGGUUGUUCAGUCUCUGUUAGACCUGUUAUGCAGUCAGCUGAAGAAUCUACUCUCUCAGGCCGGAGUGCAACUUGCACCCUUGCAUGGAAACAAAGACAACAAAUUAGAUGAGACUGGUGAGACCGAGGAUACCAAAGAUUUUAAAGCAAUUCUUCGAAAACAACAUACAGCAGAGCUGCAGCUGGGAGAUUUUCUUGUUUUCCUACGUAGAGUUGUUUCUUCAAAAGCUAUCCAAUCAAAAAUGGCCUCGCCUAAAUGGACUGAAGUGCUACUUAAUAUUGCUGCUCAGAAAUAUUUUUCAGGUGUCCCACUGGCUGGCAACCUAAGAACCAGACUACUGGCCCUUCAUGUUCUGGAAGCAGUGUUGCCUGCCUGUGAAUCAAGUGUAGAAGAUGAUCAGAUGAUACAGGUCGUGGAACACCUAUUCUUGCUCAUCUCCAAUUGCAUGUGGGAGGCCCCCAUUGCCCAGGCUAAACAUACAAUUCAAGUCAAGGAGAAGGAGCAGCAGGUGAAAUUACAGAAGCAGGGAGAAGUAGAAGAAGAAGAUGAAAAUCUUCCCAUCCAGGAGGUUUCCUUUGAUCCUGAGAAAACCCAGUGUUGUGUGGUAGAGAAUGGCCAAGUUCUGACCCAUGGGAGUGGUGGAAAGGGCUAUGGUCUAGCGUCAACUGGAAUUGCUUCUGGAUGCUAUCAGUGGAAGUUUUAUUUAGUGAAAGAAAAUAGAGGUAAUGAAGGCACAUGUGUUGGAGUAUCUCGCUGGCCUGUGCAUGAUUUCAACCAUAGGACUACCUCAGACAUGUGGCUCUACAGGGCUUACAGUGGUAACCUUUACCACAAUGGUGAACAGACACUGACUCUCUUCAGCUUUACUCAAGGAGACUACAUAACAUGUGUCCUAGACAUGGAGGCCAAAACAAUUUCAUUUGGGAAAAAUGGGGAGGAGCCUAAGCUAGCUUUUGAAGAUGUUGAUGCAGCAGAACUGUACCCUUGUGUCAUGUUCUAUAGCAGUAAUCCUGGUGAAAAGGUUAAAAUAUGUGAAAUGCAAAUGCGGGGUACGCCCAGGGAUCUGCUGCCCGGGGAUCCUAUCUGUAGUCCAGUGGCUACUGUGCUGGCGGAGGCCACCAUCCAACUCAUCCGUAUUUUGCAUCGUACAGAUAAGUGGACUCAUUGUAUAAAUAAAAAUAUGAUGGAUCGUUUACAGAAGGUCAAAUCAUGCAUUAAAGAAGUCAGCCAGAAACUGAAGAAGAGUCGCUCUGUGCAAAGCAGAGAGGAGCAUGAAAUGAAGGAAGAGAGUAAGGAGGAUGAAAAAGGCAAGCAUAACAAGCAUGGUUUGGCUGAGCUUACAGAAAUCCAGCUGAGGACUCUGUGCACUGAGGUAUGGCCAGUGCUGGCAGUAAUUGGUGGUGUGGAUACAGGUCUUCGAGUUGGAGGGAGAUGCAUUCACAAGCAAACAGGAAGACAUGCUACUCUUUUAGGUGUAGUCAAGGAAGGGAGCACUUCAGCCAAGGUGCAGUGGGAUGAUGCUGAAAUAACAAUCAGCUUCCCAACUUCUUGGUCACCCAGUGACACACCACUGUACAACUUGGAACCAUGUGAUCCACUGCCUUUUGAUGUGUCGCGAUUCCGUGGGUUGACAGCUUCUCUGCUGCUGGAUCUCAUGUAUCUAACCGGCAUCCAUGAAGAUGGAGCCAAACAGAGUGCUAGAAGACAUGAGAAAAAGCACAGGCAUGAAUCUGAAGACAAAACAGAAAUGGAGCAGAAACCUGAGGCAGACACUAAUAAAGAAGUCAUUGAUCAGCGAGCAAUAACACAGACAUCUGAGGAAACUAAAGGCUUUAUGCAAUGUGGUGCUUCCAGUUCUCGAUCAGAAAAUGACAUUUCAACUUGCACUAUGGACUCUGUACAUCUCAGUUUAGAUUCUCAUCAGCAUUUGCUAGAGGGAAAACGAAAGCUGCACGAGCACUUGCUCAGAAAUCAUGACUUGGUUCAGUCAGAAAUCCGAGCAGUUCAGUUGUCUUACCUGUAUCUUGGUGCUAUGAAGACUCUUAGUGCUCUGCUAAGCUGCAGUAAGUAUGCAGAACUGCUGCUGAUUCCAAAAGUGUUAACUGAGAAUGGCCACAAUUCCGACUGUGCUGGCUCACCAGUUAUUCAGGAUGAUGUGGAAAUGAGAUCUGCGCUCCAGUUUCUGAUGCGCCACAUGGUGAAACGGGCCGUCAUGCGCUCGCCAAUUAAAAGAGCUUUGGGGAUGUCGGAUCUGGAGCGUGCACAGGCCGUGAUUUAUAAACUGAUUGUGAACUCAUUGCUGGACGAUCACUGUGGUGGAAAAGCUAAACAAGAUGUCUCCCAACAACCUGAAGAAAUGGAUCCAACUGUGCAGGCACAAACACCUGUUACUACCAGCCCUUCUGCUUCCAGUACCACUUCAUUUAUGAGCAGUUCUCUUGAAGACACCACUACUGCUACCACCCCUGUCACUGACACAGAAACUGUGCCUGCCUCAGAAUCACCAAGUGUAAUGCCUCUCAGCCUUUUACGCCAAAUGUUCUCCAGUUACCCAACUACCACAUUAUUGCCCACUCGACGGGCACAAACUCCACCUGUGUCUUCCUUGCCAACCUCGCCUACGGAAGAGGUGGGUAGACGGCAAAGCCUCACUUCGCCUGACUCGCAGCCCACCCGACCAACGAACCGAACAGCUUCGUCUGAUCCUAGUAGCAGACUUUCAACUUCGCCACCACCGCCACCCAUUGCCGUUCCUCUUUUAGAAAUGGGUUUUUCACUCAGGCAAAUUACAAAAGCCAUGGAAGCCACAGGUGCUAGAGGAGAAGCAGAUGCCCAAAACAUCACUGUGUUGGCCAUGUGGAUGAUAGAGCACCCAGGUACAGAAGAGGAUGAUGAGCCACAGUCUACAGUGCCUUCGGAUUCAUGCUAUGGGGCAACUGCUUCAGGCAGUGGUGAUAAGUCCAGAGACCAAGGCUACCUGCAGUCACCUGAAAUCCCUGCUGUUGAUGCCACUGAAGUGGAAGAGGGCUUUAGUGAGGGCCCUGAUGGAUUGGAUCAAGAGGAGAAUGGAUCAUCCACCAGUGUACCUUCCAGAAGCCGUUCAACUGUCACUAGGAGGCAAAAGUUUGAGCUGGCAGCUCGGACACUGUUGGCACGUGCAGCAGGUCUGUACCGUUCAGUUCAGGCACAUCGAAACCAAAGUCGGCGAGAGGGCACAUCGGUGCCACAAGACCCAGGUGCCCUCUAUGACUUCAGCCUUGAUGAAGAGUUGGAGAUUGACCUGGAUGAUGAAGCAAUGGAAGCCAUGUUUGGUCAGGACUUUGCGAGUGAUAGUGAUAUAUUGGGAAUGUGGAUUCCAGAGGUAUUGGACUGGCCGACAUGGCAUGUUUGUGAGUCUGACGAAAGAGAUGAACUGGUCAUCUGUGAACUUUGCGAUGCAAAUGUUACUCAGUUUAAUCACCACAUGAAGAAAAACCAUCCAGGCUGUGGGCGGAGUGCCAAUAGGCAGGGCUACCGGAGCAAUGGGUCCUACGUUGACGGAUGGUUUGGUGGAGAGUGUGGGAGUGGAAAUCCAUAUUACCUCUUGUGUAGCAGCUGCAGAGACAAGUACUUAGCUACAAAGAGCAAGACAAAGGUCCCAGUUUCAGAAAGAUACAAAGGCCAGGCACCUGAUCUGAUAGGCAAGCAGGACAGCAUUUAUGAAGAGGACUGGGAUAUGUUGGACAUUGAUGAAGAUGAGAAGCUGACUGGAGAGGAAGAGUUUGAAUUAUUAGCUGGACCUCUUGGUCUAAAUGAAUGUAGGGUUGUACCUGAGCCAGUUCAAUUUCCCGACAGUGAUCCGCUGGGAGCAUCUGUUGCCAUGGUGACAGCAACCAACAGCAUGGAAGAAACUCUCAUACAAAUAGGUUGCCUUGGGUCAGUAGAUAAAUGUUCAUCGGGUAGAGUAACGCUUGGGGAGCAGGCAUCUGCCCUGCUCAACCCACAUGACCGGGUCAUGGCCUUGAGGAGAGUGACUGCAGCCGCACAGGUUCUUCUAGCAAGGACCAUGGUGAUGAGAGCUCUCUCACUGCUAUCGGUCAGUGGCUCUAGUUGCAGUCUGGCAGCAGGUCUGGAGUCCUUGGGAUUGACCGAUAUCAAGACCCUGGUUCGAUUGAUGUGUCUCGCUGCCGCAGGUAGAGCAGGUCUCACUCCGAGUCCAGGUACCACCAGCAUUUCAGAACGUCCUCGUGGAGCUCACAGCAAAGUCAACAAGCCAAUCUCCUGCCUGGCCUACUUGAGUACUGCAGUUGGCUGUUUGGCUUCCAACAGUCCAAGUGCUGCAAAGCUGCUUGUUCAGUUGUGCACUCAGAACUUGAUCUCAGCAGCAACGGGUAUGAAUCUCACAACUAUAGAUGAUCCCAUUCAAAGAAAGUUUCUACCCAGUUUCCUUAGAGGCAUUGCUGAGGAAAAUAAGCUUGUAACCUCUCCAAACUUUGUCGUAACUCAAGCAUUAGUGGCAUUACUUGCUGACAAGGGCGCAAAACUGAGACCAACCUACGACAAGGCAGAGAUGGAGAAAAGAGGUUUUAUUGCCCAUUUGUAUGCCCAUCCUUCCUAUGAUCCUUCUGCUGUAGGCCCUCUGGAACUGGCUAAUGCCUUAGCAGCUUGCUGCCUCUCCUCUAGGCUGUCUUCCCAGCACAGGCAGUGGGCUGCUCAGCAGCUUGUUCGGACUCUUGCAGCACACGAUCGUGAUAACCAAAGCAAGCCACAGACUUUUGCUGACAUGUCAGGGGACCUACGCAAAUGUCCAUUCAUCAAGCUGGAAGCACAUCAGAAUAGGGUAAUAACAUGUGAAUGGUGCAAUAAAAAAAGUCUCCUAGCAACAAGUGCCAAUGAUGGAACUGUUAGAGUGUGGAGUGUCACUAAAAAUCAUUAUACUUUACAGCAAACGUGUAUUUUCAACAAAUUAGAAAGUAGUUCGGAGGACCUGGGCUGUCUGGGAUCUCCUUGUGAUCCGAAUUUGUCUCUUAUUUGCUGGAGCGUUAGCGGAAAAUACAUUGCAGCAGCAUUAGAAAAGGCGGUCAACAUCUGGCAAGUCACUGGAGGCAAGGGACUUUUGGAUGUCCAGCCACACUGGGUGUCUGCUCUUGCCUGGCCUGAAGAAGGUCCAGUAGCAAGCUGGGCAGGUGACACUUUAGAAGUUCUACUUGUUGGGCGGAUGGAUGGAUCUCUGGGGCUCAUUGAGGUGGUGGACUCCUCUACCAUGCACCGACUUGAACUCGAGCAUUGCUAUAGGAAGGAUGUUGCUGUAAUGGCUAUCGCAUGGUAUAGUGAAGACAAGCCAUUUGUGGUGGGAUACGCAGAUGGGAAAAUGCUGAUUGGCACAAAAGAGCCUCUGGAGAAAGGAACAGUUGUUAUGAUCGAUGCACACAAGGAAAGUAUCACUUGUAUGAAGUGGGAUCCAUUAGGGCAAAUGCUUAUGAGCUGUGCCAAAGAAACUACCAUCAAAUUAUGGAAUUUUGUAGGUGGCAGCUGGCAUUGUUUACACAAGCUCUCUCAUCCGGCAUUGGUGAAUAACGUCACCUGGUGCAGUCAUCUGGGAAAGGGAUUCAAGCUGCGGCUCAUGUUGGCCAGUGGGUGUCAGAAUGGCUUGGUGUGUGUCUGGACUGUUCCCCAGGAUGUUUCCAAAAUAUCGCAGUCCACUUCCAGCAGCUCUGAUGAAUGGUGGGAACAAGGAACCAAGAACCAAAUAAAGAGUGGAUAUAAGAAAGCUGAUGAGGCAGUAUGCAUCUACCAACUGAAGGGGCACAUCACUCCAGUGAGAAGUGUUUGCUUCAACCCUGACGGGCUGGUCUUGGUGUCUGGAGGACUUGGUGGGCUGAUGAACAUUUGGUCACUAAGGGAUGGCAGUGUACUACAGAGUGUGGUGACAGGAUCUGGUGCUAUUCAGAACAUAGCCUGGAUCCCUGAUAUUGGUGUUGUGGCGUGUUCCACUAGAUCAAAGGAUGUGUUGGUGGUAAACUGCACCAAUGAAUGGAUAGCUGGUAACCACGUUUUAGCAACGUGUAGAACUGCACUGAAAAAACAAGGAGUUAUUGGACUAAACAUGGCACCGUGCAUGAGGACCUUUCUGGAAAGGUUACCAAUCAUGUUGCAGGAGCAAUAUGCAUAUGAAAAGCCUCAUGUUAUAUGUGGAGACCAGCUUGUCCAUAGUCCAUAUAUGCAAUGUUUAGCUUCGUUAGCUGUGGGCCUUCAACUGGAUCAACUCUUGUGUAAUCCACCAAUACCACCCCAUCAUACUGGUUGUCCACCUGACCCUUCCACCUGGAACUCCUCGGAAUGGUCUUGGUUGGAAUGUUUCUCCACCACUAUUAAGGCUGCAGAGGCAUUAGCAAGAGGAGCACCAUUACCAGAAUGCUUCACUGUUCCAGACCUGGAACCUGUACCAGAAGAGGAACUGGCACAUGUGAUGGACAAUAGUAAGUGGUUCACUGGAAUGGAUGAACAAAUUAUGUCCUGGGCAACAUCCAGACCAGAGGACUGGCACCUUGGUGGAAAGUGUGACGUCUACCUUUGGGGAGCAGGACGUCAUGGGCAGUUGGCAGAAGCUGGAAGAAAUGUUAUGAUACCAACUAUUGCACCUUCGUUUUCACAAGCUCAACAGGUUAUUUGUGGGCAGAAUUGCACUUUCGUCAUCCAGGCUAAUGGGACAGUGAUGGCAUGUGGGGAAGGCAGCUAUGGUCGACUUGGACAGGGAAAUUCAGAUGAUCUUCACGUGUUAACUGUUAUCUCAGCACUACAAGGUUUUGUGGUAACACAGUUGGUGACUUCCUGUGGAUCCGAUGGUCACUCUAUGGCUCUGACAGAAAGUGGGGAAGUCUUCAGUUGGGGCGAUGGGGAUUAUGGCAAACUGGGCCACGGAAACAGCGAUCGGCAGCGCAGACCACGACAGAUUGAGGCACUACAGGGAGAGGAAGUUGUCCAGAUGUCAUGUGGCUUUAAGCAUUCAGCGGUAGUUACGGCAGAUGGCAAGUUGUUCACCUUUGGAAAUGGUGACUAUGGUCGUUUGGGACUAGGUAACACAUCCAACAAAAAGCUGCCAGAGAGAGUAGCAGCACUGGAAGGUUAUCAGGUUGGACAGGUUGCGUGUGGCUUAAAUCACACAUUAGCUGUCUCUGCUGAUGGCAUGAUGAUUUGGGCCUUUGGUGAUGGAGAUUAUGGAAAGCUUGGUUUAGGCAACUCAACAGCCAAAUCGUCUCCUCAGAAAGUAGAUGUUUUGUGCGGAGUAGGAAUCAAGAAGGUUGCUUGUGGCACACAGUUUUCUGUUGCUUUGACAAAAGAUGGCCAUGUAUACACCUUUGGCCAAGACCGCCUGAUAGGCUUGCCCGAGGGUCGUGCCCGCAACCAUAACAGACCUCAGCUUGUACCUGCCCUGAAUGGAGUGUUUAUUGAGGACAUAGUUGUGGGUGCUGAGCACACGCUAGGUCUUUCAUCAUCUGGAGACGUUUAUGGAUGGGGCAGCAAUUCAGAAGGGCAGCUGGGUCUGGGACAUACCAAUCAUGUAAGGGAGCCAACUCUAGUCACAGCACUCCAGGGAAAGAGCAUUCGGCAGAUUUCAGCAGGCCGUUGCCACAGUGUUGCAUGGACGGCCCCUCCAGUACCACCAAGAGCACCAGGUGUAUCUGUGCCUCUGCAGUUAGGUCUGCCAGACUCUAUUCCACCGCAAUUCAGUUCACUGAAGGAAAUAAAUAUUGAAACCAUCAGAGCCAGGCUACGGUUGCUAUACCACUUCUCUGAUCUCAUGUACUCUUCAUGGAGGUUACUUAAUCUUAGUCCCAACAAUCAGAACAGUACAUCUCACUAUAAUGCUGGAACAUGGGGAAUAGUCCAAGGCCAACUAAGACCUUUACUUGCACCAAGGGUUUAUACUCUUCCAAUGGUGCGCUCCAUAGGAAAGACAAUGGUCCAAGGCAAAAACUAUGGCCCCCAGAUCACUGUGAAAAGGAUAUCUACCAGAGGCCGGAAGUGUAAGCCUAUCUUUGUACAAAUCGCGAGACAAGUGGUUAAGCUCAAUGCAUCAGAUCUGCGAUUACCUUCUCGUGCUUGGAAGGUGAAACUGGUGGGAGAGGGUGCUGAUGAUGCUGGUGGAGUAUUUGACGAUACCAUCACAGAGAUAUGUCAGGAGCUCGAAAUGGGGAUUGUAGACCUGCUCAUUCCUACUCCGAAUGUCACGGCUGAAGUAGGAUAUAAUAGAGACAGGUUCCUUCUUAACCCUUCCACUUGUUCAGAAGAGCACCUGCUGCAAUUCAAAUUUUUGGGAAUUCUUAUGGGUGUUGCCAUUCGCACAAAGAAACCACUGGAUCUCCACUUGGCACCAAUGGUAUGGAAGCAGCUUUGCUGUAUUCCACUUUCAUUAGAAGAUCUUGAAGAGGUGGACUUGCUUUAUGUACAAACACUGAACAGCAUUCUUCACAUUGAAGAUAGUGGAAUCACUGAGGAGAAUUUCCAUGAGAUGAUACCUCUUGAUUCAUUUGUGGGGCAAAGUGCUGAUGGCAAAAUGGUUCCCAUUAUCCCAGGUGGAAACAGCAUCCCGCUCACCUUUUCCAAUAGGAAGGAGUACGUGGACAGAGCAGUCGAGUAUCGAUUGCAUGAAAUCGAUCGUCAAGUGGCUGCCGUUCGAGAAGGGAUGUCUUGGAUCAUUCCAGUCCCACUGCUCUCUCUCCUCACUGCAAAACAAUUGGAACAGAUGGUUUGUGGGCUGCCAGAAAUCUCUGUAGAAGUCCUGAAGAAAGUUGUGCGCUAUCGGGAGGUGGAUGAGCAGCAUCAGUUAGCACAGUGGUUCUGGAAGACAUUAGAGGAAUUCUCCAAUGAAGAGAGAGUACUUUUCAUGCGCUUUGUGUCGGGCAGAUCCCGUUUGCCAGCGAACACGGCCGACAUCUCUCAGCGGUUUCAGAUUAUGAAGGUUGAUAGGCCUUAUGACAGUUUGCCUACCUCACAAACCUGCUUCUUCCAGCUGCGGCUCCCACCAUACUCCAGCCAGAUGGUCAUGGCUGAGCGACUGCGCUAUGCUAUCAACAACUGCAGGUCCAUUGACAUGGACAAUUACAUGUUGUCUCGCAAUGUAGACAACACAGAAGGCUCUGAUACAGAUUAUUGAUUCUCUGAACAAAAACUGCUGCACUGGGGGAAAUGACGAGUGAGCCUUCUGGUAUUGUACGUGUAAGUGACUACUGCAGUUAUAGUGAGAAGCCCAGAAUAUUUUAAUUGUACAAUGUACUUGAAGAAAAAUGAAUGUGAUUGACAAAUGUUAUUGUUUGAAUAUUAAUUUCGACUAUAAACAGGUUUAAGAAGAAAAUGCAUUUCUCCUGGCUUUUGUUUCUUUUUUUUUGUUCAAUUUUUGAUAAGUUUGCAUGGAGAUAAUUUGGUGCAUUUUUGAGAAUGGUAUAAAUGAUCCCUCGCAGCGUUAGAGGGCUACAGAAUUAAAGUUUAAAAAAUGUACAUUGUGUAUAAUUGUUCAUGAGGGAGAGCAAUUUUACAUAAAUAUUCUUAUAUUUAUUUUUGUUUUAAUUUGAAUUGCCUGUGCUGAGUUUCCUAUCAGAAAUACAUCCGAAGAAUAAAACAUUAAUUUAAAGCUA